Messenger RNA from Rhodamnia argentea, 707 nucleotides. Its product is annotated as WASH complex subunit 1-like. The coding region runs from base 171 to 638 and encodes 155 amino acids. The transcript has 2 exons. Lineage: Eukaryota; Viridiplantae; Streptophyta; Magnoliopsida; Myrtales; Myrtaceae. The record is from RefSeq and is a predicted model, not a curated record.
UUUCUUUCACAUAAAGAAACUCUUGUUUCAUAGCAAAGUAGCAGACUCUCAAUCCCAUGUUUAGCUGUUAACCACGAUUAAUCAUCAGAUAAUUGUGUCUGAAUCGAGUUAAUCCCACGCACUUGCAAGUACGGGAUAAAAGUUGAAUCUUGGAUAGCCCCCGUUUUCAAAUGGAGUCCCAUCCUCCUCCUCCCCCACCUCCGCCGCCACCGCCGCCGCCAUCUGACGUGCCUUCUCCAACGGGAUUGCUCGCAGCUCGUUUCAAGCCCGUAUGGCGCCUUCUCUUGAUUUCAAACCUCGCCCUCGGUGCUUAUAUCUUCUAUCGAGCUGGGAAAAAGGACAAGAUUAAAGUUGCUGGCCAUGGUGUAGAAGAGAGCAAAGCGGAAAAAGUAGUUUCUGCUUCUCCAUCAAUGAAUAUGGAUACUUAUGCAGAGGAAUCCCUUCUUCAGUCAUCGGGCAUAGAGCCCGUGAAAAUUUAUCAGCCCAUUCCUGAAGAAGAAAAACGGGAGCUAUUCAAAUGGAUUCUAGAAGAGAAAAGGAAAGUGAAACCCAACAACCGUGAAGAGAAAAAGCAAAUUGACGAGGAAAAGGCCAUCCUUAAACAGUUCAUUCGUGCAGAAUCUAUCCCGGAUUUAUAGCUAAUUGUUCCCAUUUCUCCUCAUUGGAUUGUUAGUUAACGUUUUAGCUUACGAGAGCUGCUUUCAGGA